Molecule: messenger RNA, 1521 nt
Organism: Mytilus trossulus (common blue mussel)
Lineage: Eukaryota; Metazoa; Mollusca; Bivalvia; Mytilida; Mytilidae
Exons: 1
Coding region: 1-1521 (506 amino acids)
Biological process (GO): proteasome-mediated ubiquitin-dependent protein catabolic process; protein polyubiquitination; negative regulation of translation
Molecular function (GO): ubiquitin protein ligase activity; translation repressor activity
Source: RefSeq, a predicted model, not a curated record
AUGUCUCGACAUCACCAUUUAGUAGAGAUGGAUAAAAUACCAAAAGCAGUUAAUCUUUCCAAUAAUUGUUCAAAGCAUCAACAUUUGCCUUUUGACUAUUUUUGUGACUAUCAUGAUGUAAUAUGUUGUAAAGGAUGUUUGCCAACAAAUCAUUCAGCAUGCAAGAACAUCAUAUCAAUUGAUAUUGCGUCAAAGAAUUCUAAACAAUCGCAGUCGUUCAUGGAUUCACAAGAACAGUCGCGCUCUAUCUUAGAAGCUUUGGAAAAACUAAUAAACAACCGCAAGGAAAACUGUAGUCGAUUAGAAGAAGAAGAAGAGAAUAUUCUGAAAGAAAUAGCAACAAUUAAGCAAAACGCUAACAGUCGUUUUGAAUCUUCAAAAGACACACUUCUAAAGCAAUUAUCCGAACUGAAAGGAAAAUACGAAGCAGGUAUAAAACGACAAGAGAAAGAUCUAGGUGAUUUGGUAACAUCUACAAAAGGUGUGAAGGAGGAAUUGGUAUUUGUUAGAGAUAACGGUUCUGACCAACAAGCAUUUGUUUCAAUCCAUUCAUCCAAACCAGUCUUAGAUGAGAUGGAAUACAAAGUUGAGCAGCUAAUCGAAUCAUUUGAAGACGUUUGUCUAGUGUUCGUCGAAAACAUAUCGAAGGGAAAAAAUACAGAUAUCGGAUCAAUCGAAAUGAAGGAAACACCCCUUUCUUUUUCAUUCAUUCCAUAUAAGCAGCGACAGGCACAGGUACCAGUCAUUGGGAGACGUCAGAUUUCAUCCUUUACCCAUCUCUAUGACAUUGACAUGAAAAGAGAAAAGUUGGAUGGAGUCACCGGUAUCACGAUAUCAGAUAAUAACACAUUGAUUUUCUGUGAUUUGAAUACGAGAAAGAUUUAUUUUUGUGACGAAUACGAUAUUUAUCAAUCAUCUAUCAAGUCUUCAUAUGAACCAUGGGAUGUAGCUGCAAUACCAGGAACAGAUAUGGCUGUUAUAUCUGGUAGAAAAAAUCCUUACAUACAGUUUCUAGAUAUUGAAAGACGUAUGAUAACCAAGAAGGUGAAAUUGGACCAGAGCGGAAGUGGCGGUAUUACCGUAACAAAAGAUAACAUAUACAUAACAAUAACACAUAAGAUACAGGUUCUAGACUUGAAUGGAAAACUGAAAAGAACAAUAAGUCUUAAACAAGAACAGAAUAUAAAUUGGUAUAUAUCUGUUUGCCCAAAUGGGAACAUUUGUUAUUCUAAUGAAAACGCAGUUCAUUGCAUUACAACAGAUGGGUGCCCAAUGUUUUCAUAUGCUUCAUCUGAUAUUCGUUAUGCCAGAAAUACGAUAACAGAUGAUGUAGGUAAUAUAUACGUCUUGGAUUACUAUUCACGUAACAUACACAAAAUUUCGUCUACCGGAACUUUAGUUGACAAGAUUUUCAAUGAUCGUUUGUCCGGACCUCUUGUGUUUUGUUUUAGUAAGGACUUGUCCAAACUUUACAUUGCUAAUGGAUUUGGAACCAAAAUAUCAGUAUUCACAACAAGUUAG